Daphnia pulicaria is the source of this 3393-nucleotide messenger RNA. Its product is annotated as protein fem-1 homolog C-like. Gene Ontology annotation, molecular function: protein binding. The transcript has 7 exons. Bases 162 to 2462 code for a protein of 766 amino acids. The record is from RefSeq and is a predicted model, not a curated record. Lineage: Eukaryota; Metazoa; Arthropoda; Branchiopoda; Diplostraca; Daphniidae.
UCGGCAAGCUCAGUCGUUACUUAGAAUUCCACUCGUGUACAAGUAUAGUUCUCGUUGUAUAAAAACAAACGUCUUUUUUUCGUUCCAAGUGUUUUUUCUCUGUUCGAUUGUGGGCAAAGAAGUAAACGAGUUCCGUUUUGUGCUCAUUUCCGUUCUCAAUAAUGGCGGAAGGCGGUUGGGAUGUGCCAAUCGAGGAUUCCGACUUCCUGGGCAUCAAUACAGUGGCACCAGAGGAACAGCCGAGAUUGCAUACUGAGCGAUUGGUAUCGAGCCGGCACGUUCGUGAAAGUGAGCGAAAGAUUAGCUUCCCAGAAAGAGGAUUCCGUCAUCAACAGCAACAACAACAACCUCCUGGAUUGCAACUAGUUAGAGCAGCUGCUGCGGUCGAUCCUUUUGGUGAAGUCGAGGAAGAUGACGAACGAGAAGAAGAAUGGAUGUUGGAUGUGGACCAAGAGGAAUUGGUUCAAGCUAGAAAUCCGCAUCCGGUUGCUCCAGUAGCCGGAUUUGCCGAUAGGCAUCAAUUAGACGACGGAACGGGUUUCCUGGAUCACCGAGCCCGUAAUGAGGUGGCACUUCUCGUUUCGGCAAGGACUAAUGGCGCCACUCCGAUGCUCAUGGCUUGCCGGAACGGCCACUUGGAUGUCGUCGAGUACCUGGUCGAACGUUGUGGCGCUGACAUUGAACAAGCCGGAUCGGUGACUUUUGAUGGGGAAACGAUCGAAGGAGCUCCGCCUUUAUGGGUGGCUGCGGCUGCCGGCCAUGUCCACAUUGUCCGCUUCCUGGUCCGAGGAGGAGCGUCAGUGAAUUGCACCACCAAGACCAACUCGACGCCGUUACGCGCAGCCUGUUUCGACGGCCACUUUGAGAUCGUGAAAUAUCUGGUUGAUCACGGAGCCGACAUGGAGGUGGCCAACCGUCACGGUCACACUUGCCUGAUGAUUGCCUGUUACAAGGGCCAUCUGAAGAUCGCCCGUUACCUGAUAGAAUUAGCCGCCGACGUUAACCGCAAGAGCGUCAAGGGUAACACGGCCCUGCAUGACUGCGCCGAAUCGGGCUCCUUGGAGAUCCUUCAACUCCUCCUGGCCAGCGGUGCCAAGAUGGUGGUCGACUCUUACGGCAUGACCCCUUUAUUGGCUGCGGCCGUCUCCGGCCACACGCACAUUGUCGAAUACAUUGUCCACAAUUUGGACACUGUCGGCCGGAAGGAGAAGAUUGACGCGCUGGAGCUGUUGGGAGCCACAUUUGUAGACCGCAAGCGCGACAUGCUCGGCGCCCUCGACUACUGGAAACAAGCCAUGCAAAUCAGAUACGAAACCGGCAUGUGUCCCUUGCCGAAACCGCAAGGUCAGUCGCCGAUCGCCGCCUUUGAGAACACACUAGAAGCAACCACUGUCGAACAACUCGAAGAGGCCGUCUCAGAUCCGGAUGGAAUGCGGAUGCAAGCGCUGCUGGUUCGCGAAAGGAUUUUGGGUGCUGCCCAUCCAGAGACUUCCUAUUACAUCCGAUAUCGUGGCGCCGUGUAUGCGGAUACGGGCAACUUCAACCGUUGCAUUCGGUUGUGGAUGUACGCCCUUGAAAUGCAACAGUCCAUGCUGGAGCCGCUCAGUCCCAUGACCAACAGCUCGCUCCUCUCCUUUGCUGAGCUCUUUAGUUUCAUGAUGGCCGAGCGUGACACGGAGACGCGCAACAACAAUAACGGGCCGGCGGUGCAGAGUAACCGACAACCCGAAGCGCAACAGCAGCAACCGGCAGCGGCGUUGGGUCUGAUGGCGCCACAACGGAGUCCGCCCAACAUUCCGCCUCUGUCAUUCUCUGACGUCAUGGCCGUCCUGAGCCGAGCAGUCCGUGAAAUCCGUGCUGGCACGUUGCAGCUUUCCAAAUUAGCGGCCGCCGAACGUGAUCUGACCUACUUCCACCGUACCCUCGGCAUCAUUGUCCACCUCAUCUUCCUUCUAGCCAAGAUCCAGCCGACACUCAACAGCCUGCAGGAUCACGCCCUGAGAAAGUCACUUUACGAUCUGGUCCGGCUCAAUGCCCGCAGCCGAAAUGGUUACACGCUGCUCCAUUUGGCCUGCACGAGAGACAGCACCACACUCAGUCGCUAUCCCAUCUGCAGUUUCCCUUCCACCGAAGUCAUCCGACUCUUGCUGGACGUGGGAGCCGAUCCAGAAUCGACCGACCAUGACGGCAAUACUGCGCUUCAUAUUUUAGCCCAAACUCAGCCGUGCCCGUCUUCUGCCGUUAGUCUAGUGCUCCAGCGAGGAGGCCACCUGGAUCAAGUCAAUUUACAAGGCCACUCCUUCGCUCAACUUCUGGAAAACGUCCAGCCAAUCCACGAAGUUGUCAACACGCUUCAAUUCACAACGCUCAAGUGUCUGUGCGCCCGAGUCAUCCGUCAACACCGGUUGCUUUUCAACGGGUUGGUCCCGCAGACGCUUCAACCCUUCGUUCUGAAACACUGAUCGGGAUCCUGGUUUUCCUGUUUAGAAUUUAACAAACAAAAAAGAAAGCUUUGGCAUCGUAAACGCGUUUUUCUUAUUUCCCUUUUCAUCUCGCUCAGUUAUUCAUCCUGAAAGUGUUUAUGUAACACAAGAACUAACAUAGGGCCUUCAUCUCUUACAUUCUGUUUUCCAGUUGGCUUCCGAUUUGAUCCUUCCUCCUCCAACUAUUCCUCCUGGUUUGAUAUUGUUGGUUUUUCUUGGAGGAGAGAAUUGUCGACACACUAGUGGCGCUUUACUGGCGACACCUAUACGCGAUGUAGAAGCAUAUUGAAAACUUUGGUUUAGUUGUUUCUGUUAUUUCUGUCUCUUUUUGCCGAUUUUUUCAACGUGUCCUUUCCAAUAAUUAUUUCGUUGUUUCGUUUCCUGUUUCUCGCGCGUGUCCUUGUGCGAAUUUUCAGUUUCAAAUGCUGUGUAUUCUUUUCAGCAUAAUAAGUGGUGGGAAGACGGGAAAAAAAAGAAACCAGAAGGUCGAUUCAAGAUUUUUUAAAGAAUCUUAUCGCACGCGGAUGAUUGUCUUUCGUAGUUUCUAGGGGCCGCACCAAAAAUAUCUUUUGGUUGCCUGAAGAAAACAAUAACGAAAUGUAAAAUGUGGCCGUUUUCGAUUGCUCUUCAAUCACUCGAAUUUGCCGAUUGUCGAAAAAUGAAAACAUUUUACAGAUCUUAACAAAGUGAAUACUUUUACAUGAUUGGCGGUUUGUUUGUUAAAGAGUGCCCCCCAAAAAAACUUCCUUGCGUCCCUAUUUUUUUCCCCCUUUUUGCUCCGAGUCACAAAAAAAAAAAUGAGGAUUUGGGAUGUGAUUUGUACAGUUGUCUGCUUCUGCUGCAGGUCCUUGUACCCUGUCGUUGUACAUUAGUUUUCAUAUCUAGCAAUACACUGCAUAUAACAUUGAAA